Molecule: messenger RNA, 1180 nt
Organism: Dermacentor andersoni
Lineage: Eukaryota; Metazoa; Arthropoda; Arachnida; Ixodida; Ixodidae
Source: RefSeq, a predicted model, not a curated record
GGCAACAGAUUUGAAAGUGGCGGUACUUUCAAAUUGUCAACGGACUUCACUUGGUGCGAGGGACUUGGUGGUGCGUUCGAGCGCCCCCGUGAUACAACGCGGGUCGCGUUCUCACGACGACGCAGCUGUCCGCGACACCCUUUUGUCGGCCAGCGGCAAGCGCGGCGAAGCGGCCACUUCAGUCUUACGAUGCCUCCCCACCUAACCUGCUCGCCAAAGCCUGUCUCAGCAAGCCCUCGGGUCCCUGGCAUGAAGACAACGGCCCGAGAAGAGGCGGAACGCAAGCAUUUAAGCAUUCGAUCACGGCAAUGCGGCGUUUGCGAGAAGGUUUUCAGCUGCAGGUCUGCUGUGCGAUCGCACCUCGUGAUACACACGGGCGAAAAGCCGUACGCCUGCACGGUGUGUGGCAAGAAAUUCCCGCGAAAGGGUGAACUCGUGACCCACACUCGCACGCACACCGGAGUAAGGCCUCAUGAGUGCAGACUCUGUCCCGCCGCUUUCAGCAAGAAAGCGAACCUUCUUCGCCACGCGCUGAGCCACACCGGGCAGAAGCGGUUCGAAUGUUCGGUGUGCGGCCGGAAAUAUACUCGGAAGGAAGCACUCAAUUCUCACAGCAGCACGCACACCGGAGUAAAGCCGCACCAUUGCAAGUUGUGCACGGCUACAUUUCCGCACAAGCAGCGAUUACGAAGCCACAUGCGCACACACACCGGUGAGAAGCCGCAUCAGUGUCCUUCAUGCCCUGCCUCGUUUGCACGCAAGUACACGUUGCAUGUCCAUAUGUUCCGGCACUCUGGCAAGCGACCGUGGGCGUGUGAGCGCUGCAGUAAGAGAUUCUCCGUCAGAGGGAGCCUCCGGCGCCACGUCUGUCGAGCCGUCUCGCGCAACGUAGUUGUUGGGCACCCACAUCCGCGCACCCGCAGUCAAAAAGCAUCGCAUGUGCAGCUUGUGUUCUGAGAGAUUCACUCAGCGCGCCACUCUCAUGGAUUACAUGCGCAAGUCACACUGUACGAAGGAUCCGUGUGCAGAGCCGCGGGGAUUAGCUUUUCUAUGGACUCGUGGCUCUAUGUUGCCUGCAAGCACGCAGUCUCCAUUUUUACGUAGUUCCUCAUAAGUUCACCGAUACGACCGUUCUGGUUUUCUGAAAUGAUGAAACAAUAAAAUCAAUAUUUCUGCUGCA